CCUUACACUAGAUUCGACAAAAUGACGUCCAGUGCCGUUAUAAAAAUAUUGCUUAAGCAUGUGUUACGCUGGAGGUGGCUUCCGGUGACCAGUCUUGCUCACCAUCUCAUGACCCUUCCGGGAGCUUCAUGACGGGUAAGAUCGGCUUUUGGCGACUUUACGCGUCACGGACACCUAUUAAUUUUAAGUCUGGAUGAUUUACGCGCCAUUAACGAACAGUUUCAGAACUGAUCUUACUAAUGUCUGCGGUCAUAUGCACAAACGCCUGUAAGACGAACUCAUCUCCAUAUUAAAAGCUGUCAUUCCGUUUAAAUAAACCAACGCUCAUAAUGUACUUUACACACCUCGUACAUAAAACGAUGUUUAUAGCAAAUUAGGUAAAAAUAAGUGCACAUUACGGAACAAAUCGAAUGUUGCAAACUGGCCGUGAAGUAGACCAAGCAUUUUUUUCAGUAUUCUUCCCUGGUUUAUUAAGUUACUUUAAAUAUAUCACAACAAACUUUCUAGCUAAUUUGUUUAUAAACAUUUUUGAACGUCGGGAAAAACGCAGUGGCACCCGCAAUAUAAAAUACAAUAAUAAGGCAAACCCUAAACUGCUUUCCUUAUCACUGUAGCUGUUUCAUUUCAUCGUAAGUGAUAUAUAUAUGUGUGUGUAUGUAUGUGUGUGUGUGUGUGUGUGUGUGUGUGUGUGUGUGUGUGUGUGUGUGUGUGUGUGUGUGUGUGUGUGUGUGUGUGUGUGUGUGUGUGUGUGCAAAUAUUCAUAGAUUAUCUACAUACGAAUGUUCUUUGCAAUCUUUUAUCUUCAUCUAUACAAUGCAGCCAUUAUACGCCUUUCAAAUAUAAUAGUUACACGCUAAGCAACGAUAUAAGCGACAAUGAAUUCUCCCAAUACAUAGCUCAGACUACCGACAAACUGUUGCAACUCCCACUGCAUUACAACUGACCGACCAGUUAAUGAUUUCGGCCAUACUAUUUUUUCGUCUAUACAGAUACACAUAAAUCUACAGCUGGCCUCGAUCAGACUCCAGCAGCCGAAUCAUACAGCUGGCAGGACGACAGAUGGGUUCAGCUUCCCAGGUGUAUUUCCCGGUGCAACAGUCCAGACCAUACCCGGGCUAGGCUAUUUUAUACCUGGGCUAUGUGUUAGGCUAGGCCAGGUUGUACUCCCGGGUAUAAAAUGGUCUAGGCUAGAAUAUACCCCUUAGGCCAGAAUAUACCCUUUCCCUUUUGCAUGUAGCAUGUGUAUACCAUAUUGCCGGAAGAUAAUCGCUGGCGUUGAUGCCGAUCAUGCAGUGAGCUCACAACUGCAUAUAUUCCUUGUGCGCUGAAUUCUACAGGCCACUAUAUUAGACUCAAACUUGAAAUAUUUACUAGGAUUAUAACAAUCAUUAUAAUUAUAAUGAUAAUUGUUCUUAUCGUUAUCAUUAUCAAGAAAGUUUUAUUUUGGCCAAUAACAAGUGAGCAUUCAAAAGCCCACUGAAAUGUUCAGAAAUGAAUGGCAAAUAUAAGGCAUGUAUUUCUGGGGUUUAUUAAAGCAGGAAGUUACACGACUUUAAUUCUACUGUUAUUUUUGGACGGCGGUAGGAAGACGACGUCACGGGUCUGUCCAUUCGCCCAAAAAGUAAAGAGUGAAAAGUGCUGCAUCUUGUUGCUUUAACCCCGGAUAUAAUACAUUCUGGACGGGGGUACAGUCUGGGCUUUUACACCGCUAUAAGCCCUUCGCUAACAGGCACGGUUAGGCACGGAUCUUACUUGAGGUUCUUUACCACACACACACUUUUAUAUAUGUAUACAUACAACCAUACACAUACACGCACAAGCACAACCAAACACAUACACACGAAAAAUCGAAAAAGCGCAUAUUUCGAAACACGAGAACCUCCAGGCCCCGUAAUCGACGCAUUACUUGGCUUUAACAUCCGCUUCGCUCCAUCACAAUGUUGCAAGGUAAUCCUAAACAGGGAACUCACUGAACUCACUGCUGACACAACUUAAAUUCCCCAGCUCCUCGUCUUAUCCACAGCUCCACGUGUACGUAAGGAUCAAAGCUGCAAGUCAGUUCACUCAUAUUUGUAGUUUCCUGGGUAACUAAUGGGGAUGAGAAUCAAUAGCAAGGUAUCGUACGAUAUUCUCUUCUAUAGGGAUGUAUCUUCAUCACAGAGACGAUCUGGCUGUAUUUAUUUACAUCUUCAUUGUAUCAGUCCUAGGCCUACUUACCUUCUCUGGACUCAACAUGACCAGUUUUAAAACAAGCAGCACCUGGCCUCAUAUACGAAGAAAGAAUUCCUGUUCAAUGAUGCCUGUGAGUGAGUCAGUGGCACGUAUUCCUUUUGUCCGUCACUCACUGGGUUACAUACCUAGACUGCGACGUCGAACCUUCUUCUCUUGCAGUAUUAACAGCGACCGGACCCAGGACAACGUGCACUUACGUAUAGAAUAAAUCCGUGUUGUGCGACCUAAACAAGUGACAAAAAUAAGUUGCAUUGAAAACUUUUCUUGUCGGAGAGCGUGCGUCAAGUUCAAGCCAAUCCUGUGGCGCGGUGAGCUAAAAAAAACAUUCCGUAGUAAGUGGUCACGCUAAAAGAAUACCGUCUAAUUUUGGUAACAAGUGUAACGUAUGGACGAAGUGUCAGGGGGGAAUAACAGUGCCGGUGUCACGCAGGAGUAUCACGAAGCCGCUAGUUCGAGCUCUACACACGUCCUCCUCCACGAGCACCCUCCCAGGCUACUCUCCAUACUCCCCAGUAAACUUCACACACAUCCGCGGCGAAGAGAUCGGAUACCGGGACAGCUGACUGAGGAUCGCCAGCGUACAAGGAUGGGCCAGAAAUCGACCAGUGUUAAACGGCGAGUGAAACAGAGGCGUGAGGAGAACCGCAUCUCCCUUCGAUGGAGUCGCCACUUGCCAUGGUUUAACGAGUCUCUGGUGCAAAGUGAUCGAGGAAGUAAAUACCUACAAAGUGUGGAAUUUGACAGUUCACAACAAGAGGUGCCGGAGAUGACGGAGAGGCUCUUCAAAGUGAUCAUUAUCGGGGAUCCUACGGUGGGCAAGACAUCCUUCGUGCAACGUUACGUGCAAGAUUCCUUCAGGAGGGACUACAAGGGAACAGUCGGAGUCGAUUUCGCGCUCAAGAUCCUAAAAUGGUCCGAUUCCGAGACGAUAAAGUUGCAGCUCUGGGAUAUUGCAGGUCAAGAGAGGUUCACAUGGAUGACCCGAGUGUACUACAAGGACGCGCAAGGUUGCAUCAUCAUGUUCGACCUCACGAACCGCAACUCAUUCCUCAACACACUGAAGUGGAAGAAAGACGUCGAUUCUAAAUGUACUCUGGAGGACGGCAGCCCCAUUCCGUGCAUGCUGCUGGCGAACAAGUGCGAUUUGCCGCACCGCCAAGUCGACCAACUAGAAAUAGAGAAAUUGUACAAAGACCACAGCUUCACGGGAUGGACGGAGACCUCGGCUAAGGAAGGACUGAUGGUGACUGAUUCCAUGAGGUUCCUGGUGGACGUGAUGAUGAAGCAGAAGGACGACCGGGACGAGGACUCCACCCAGUCGUCUCUUCGCCUCACGCCCGCCGACCCCGAGAAGCCCCACGGAUGCUACUGCUAGGACCCGGGUGGUCGCGGCGGCGGUCCCGGACGCUGCGCUGAGACGAGGGCCUCGCCGUCUCCACCGUCAGCCUGUCGCAUUUGAUGUUAUCUCUGUUGUAGUGAGAUGCCAAAUUGCCCAUUUCCAAUUCUCUGUAUAAUUUUCAAUUAUGAGAUUAUGAGACCCAUUAUUACUGAGUAAAUAAAGUGCACAGAAGUCAUAAUGUUUACAAGGUCACCAAUAGCAGACCAAAGGGAGUAUCAUCGGUAGUAAUUUAAGUAACAGCCAGUAGUUACUAAGGAGGUGGCUUUGGUAUGGUUGAUGUUUGUACAAUGUCCGGUAUGUUUCACCCAAAGAACAAUGAGGGAAAAGUUUCGUAUCAGUCCUGUGUGUCCUAUGAACAUCUGGAGUAUAAAACUUACCUUGGCUGCGGGAUCCUGUGCCCUCGGUUAGGCUCACUUGGAUGGUGACGUCGCCACAAAAGAAUAAAUAGGGAAAGUAAGUGAAUGAAUGAGAGGAUGAGAGAGAGAGAGAGAGAGAGAAAGAGAGAAAGAGAGAAAGAGAGAGAGAGAGAGAGAGAGAGAGAGAGA
Messenger RNA from Penaeus chinensis, 4176 nucleotides. RefSeq names its product ras-related protein Rab-7L1-like. Gene Ontology annotation, biological process: vesicle-mediated transport. The record is from RefSeq and is a predicted model, not a curated record. Lineage: Eukaryota; Metazoa; Arthropoda; Malacostraca; Decapoda; Penaeidae. Gene Ontology annotation, cellular component: vesicle; trans-Golgi network; Golgi apparatus. Bases 2618 to 3607 code for a protein of 329 amino acids. Gene Ontology annotation, molecular function: GTP binding; GTPase activity. The transcript is spliced from 6 exons.